AUGUGUGGUAUCAUCGCUCUGAUCCAGGCGAACCCGUCGUCUUCCGCCGCCGUCGACCUUCACGAGGCACUGUACCUUCUGCAGCACCGAGGUCAAGAUGCCGCUGGUAUUGCCACCUGCGCUGCGGGUGGUCGCAUCUACCAAUUGAAGUCGAACGGAAUGGCAGCUCGGGUUUUCCAGGACGGUGCUCGGGUGGCAGAUCUUCCGGGCUCCAUGGGUAUUGGUCAUCUGCGUUACCCCACGGCCGGAAGCAGUGCCAAUGCGGAGGCUCAGCCGUUCUACGUGAACAGUCCGUACGGUAUCUGCUUGGCCCACAACGGUAACUUGAUCAAUGCCCCCGAGCUGAAGAGGUACUUGGACCUCGAGGCUCAUCGGCACAUCAACACGGACAGCGACAGUGAACUGAUGCUGAACAUCUUCGCUGAUGAGCUGAGCGAGACCAAGAAGGCUCGUGUCAACAAGGAAGAUCUGUUCGCUAGUCUGACCCGGAUGUAUGAGCGCUGUGAGGGUGGUUGGGCCUGUGCCGCCAUGUUGGCAGGAUUUGGUCUCAUGGGUUUCCGUGAUUCGUACGGUAUCCGUCCUCUCGUCCUCGGGUCCAGGCCCUCGGCCGAUGGCCCCGGUAUGGACUACAUGAUGGCUUCCGAGUCGGUUGCUUUGCACCAGCUUGGUUUCACCAACAUGCGGGAUAUCCAGCCCGGUGAGGCCGUCAUCAUCGAGAAGGGUGGUGAGCCGGUCUUCCGCCAGGUGGCUCCGAAGAAGGCUUACGCCCCGGAUAUCUUCGAAUAUGUCUACUUUGCUCGUCCCGACUCGGUCAUCGAUGGUAUCAGCGUGUACCGUAGUCGGCAGCGGAUGGGUGACCGUCUCGCCGCCCGAGUGCUCAGUGUUCUUGGACCGGAGGUGGUCAAGAACAUUGACGUCGUCAUCCCUAUCCCCGAAACGUCGACCACGUCGGCCGCUGCCGUCGCCCGGUAUCUGGACAAGCCUUACUGCCAGGGCUUCGUCAAGAACCGCUACGUCUUCCGGACCUUCAUCAUGCCGGAGCAGAAGACGCGGCAGAAGGGGGUUCGUCGCAAGCUGAAUGCUAUGCAGGCCGAGUUCAAGGACCGAAAUGUCCUCUUGGUCGAUGAUAGUAUCGUGCGAGGAACGACCAGUCGAGAAAUCGUCACGAUGGCUAGAGAAGCCGGCGCCAAGAACGUCUACUUUGCUAGUUGCGCGCCCGAGAUUACGCAUGCUCACAUUUACGGAAUCGAUCUGGCUUCGCCGAGCGAACUCGUUGCCUUCAACCGUGACACCGACUCCAUCGCCAAGCACAUCGGAGCCGACAGCGUCAUCUACCAGACCCUGGAGGACCUAAAGGGUGCCUGUGCCGAGAUUGCUCACGAGAAUGGCUUGGAAGAGCCGCGUGACUUCGAGGUCGGUGUCUUCUGUGGCAACUACAUCACUCCUGUCUCUGAAGGCUACUUCGAUCACCUGGAAGAAAUCCGGGGCGAGGGUCGCAAGAUCAAGGCCCUGGACCGAGCCAAGGAAGCCGUCACGCAUGGAUUCGCCAGCGAGAAGGACUUUCAGAUCGCCGCCAACGGGGUCAAGCUAGACGGCAAGGGUAACAUCAUCCCGGCCGACUCCCCUGGCGAGUCCGAGGUGCCGCAGGUCAGUAUCUGCACCGCUCGCCGGGACACGCCGAAGGAGGAGCCCCCUAAAGUAUUUACCAUGGAGCGUCGCAUCACUCGCUCAGCUGCACGUCAAGCGGCAUUGCCUGCUACAAAGGAUACCCCCAAACCAGCCGAUCAAACCACAGGCAAUGUCACCUCAGGGGUUCCUUCAAAAACCCAGAACACCGUGGAGAAGAACCGUGCAUCUCAGAAAAAAGCCCCCGGCACCAAUCAACCGGCUGCAAAACGCCGCAAGACAAAAGCGGCCGUCCCAAACCCAAACACUACCGUCGACGAGCUUCCCCACAACCUAGGCGCAGCCAUCACAGUAAUACAAGCCGCCAAGGGAAACUCAGAAUCCAGCUCCGGCAAAGAAAACGCACCUUUAAAGACCGAAUCUAGCAAAGCCAAAGUCAAAGCAGAGAUCCAGGACACCGUCGACAAAGCCACAGUUACACUGGCCGACUCGCCUGAGAAACCGAAACCGAGGAGACCCAAGAACCUGUACGGCCUCACGCCCGGCGUCAGCCCGUUCCCUGACUGGGUUCACCCCACCCCUGAAGAAUGCGAAGAGGUCAAUGGGCUUCUGUCCAGUGUGCAUGGGGAAAUCGUCGCCCCGAAGACGAUCCCGGAGCCGUCGCUCACCGUGACGGGCUGCGGCGAGGUCCCCUCGGUCCUGGAUGCGUUGAUCCGCACGCUUCUCAGCGGCGCCACGACGGGGAACAACUCAGCCAGGGCGUUCAGCGGGUUGGUGCAGAAGUUCGGGAUCCUCGACGAGGGUAUCGGCAAGGGGAGCGUGAAUUGGGACGCGGUGCGGCAGGCAUCGCUGAAGGAUGUGUUCGAUGCGAUCAAGAGCGGCGGAUUGGCCGAUGUCAAGAGUAAGAAUCUCAAGGCCAUCCUGGACAUGGUGCAUCAGGAGAACCAGGAGCGCAGGGACGUCCUCGUCAAAGGGGAGGCAGACGGGCCGUCGGAUCUGCUGAACAAAGGCGAGGGCGACAAGCAGUAUGAGAUCGCAUGUGCGGAUCAGAACGUCCUCUCCCUGAAUCACCUGCACAACCUGAGCACGGAGCAGGCCAUGGUCGAGAUGGUGAAAUACCCCGGCAUCGGGCCCAAGACCGCAGCCUGUGUGCUUCUCUUCUGUCUACAGCGCCCGUGCUUCGCCGUUGAUACCCAUAUCUUCCGCAUCUGCAAGUGGCUCAAUUGGGUGCCUCCCGCCAAGGCGUCGGAGGUGACGGCAUUCAGUCACUUGGAGGUGCGGAUCCCGGAUCAUCUCAAGUAUUCGCUCCAUCAGCUCUUCAUUCGUCAUGGGAAAACCUGUCCGCGAUGCCGCGCAAUCACCGGGCAGUCGUCGGCUGGAUGGGAGGACGGAUGUGUGAUUGACCAUCUUAAAAAGCCUGGCCGCAAGGCUCGCUCGGCGAAGGAUGAAUCUGAAUCCGAUUCCGAUUCCGAUUCAGAAUCAGAUUUGAGUGAUGAUGUGGAAUCGUGA
Molecule: messenger RNA, 3135 nt
Organism: Aspergillus steynii IBT 23096
Lineage: Eukaryota; Fungi; Ascomycota; Eurotiomycetes; Eurotiales; Aspergillaceae
Product: amidophosphoribosyltransferase
Exons: 6
Coding region: 1-3135 (1044 amino acids)
Biological process (GO): purine nucleobase biosynthetic process; base-excision repair; purine nucleotide biosynthetic process
Cellular component (GO): cytoplasm
Molecular function (GO): amidophosphoribosyltransferase activity
Source: RefSeq, a predicted model, not a curated record